CAUGUUUUUUAAAUUGGAAAAAGGGUGCUACAAGUAUGGAAGCCGAUGCUGUUGGUGAUGGUUUUAAACAGAGUUUAGAAAUGCAUGGUCUAAAAUACAAUAAACUAAUAGGAGACGGAGACUCAAGCGUUACAAAAAGACUAAAUGACAUAAUGCCUUAUGGCCCUAGGCUACCAGUAAUAAAAAUAGAAUGUCGGAACCAUUUAUUGCGAAAUUAUGGAACAAAAUUAAAAGCUUUGACGUUAAAUCCUAAGUACCCGAUUGGGUUAAGAAAUCACUUAAAAUCAAAUAUGAUACGCUUUAGGGUUGCAAUAACUAAGGCAAUUGAAUACCGCAGUGGUUUACAGGGACUAACAGAUUACCAAAAAUCAGUUGGACUACGGCGAGAUAUAAAUAACAGUUUUCGACACAUUAUGGGUGCCCAUGAUCAAUGUGAGGAAUACUAUUGUAUUAGACCGCGACCAGUCAAUGAAGGAAAUUUGAUCAAAGACGCCGAGAAUUCAGGGAUUUUGAACGAUAUAUCCCAAAUAGUAUCUCGUUUAGUUGCAAAUGUUGAUAGUUUACUGAUGAAUGUUGACAAUAACGUGUGUGAACAAUUCAACAGUAUAAUUAAUAAACAUUUAGCGGGUAAACGAAUAAAUUUUUCACAAAGAAAUUCUUAUAAUUCUCGAGUUGAAGCAGCGGUUAUAUCAUGCAACUCAGGUGGACAAUUUCUUCGGUUGAUGCAUAAAAAUAUAAUGGAAGACAUAAGUUCAGGAGAAAUCGGAAAAAAAUUCCUUAGAUCGAGUGAAAAAAAAAGAUCCCAGCCCAAAUCUAAAAAACUUCUUUUCUCUGGAAAUUCAGAAAAAAAGCGUAAUAAUGGCCCGGAUCAACAUUAUGGUUUAGCUGAACCAUUACCAGAAGAUAAUAUUCCAAAAGAAGUAUUAGAAAAAACAAAAGAAGAUUUUAUAAAUGCAUUACAGUUGGACAGACGUGAACGGUUAGCCAUUGAAGAACAAACAAGGGAACAGGCUAACUCACAAAUUUGGCACGUUGAACGUAGAAAUCGACUCACAGCGUCAAAUUUUGGUGGCGUUUGUAAGCUUCGGAAAACUACGUCGUGCAAAAAUACUGUAUAUAGUUUGCUAUAUAGGACAUUUUCUUCGAAAGCAACAGAUUAUGGAAAAGCCACGGAACCACAAGCUAUUGUCGCAUUGGAAAAAACAAUUAAUUGCAAAGUGAAUAAAUGUGGACUUAUUAUUGAUGAACAUUUUCCUUAUUUAGCAGCUUCUCCUGAUGGUCUUGUCAAUAAUGAUUUUAUAGUUGAAAUUAAAUGUCCAUUUGGAGUAAAAGACACUAAGACAUUUUUAGAAGCUAUAAAUAGUAAAAAA
Myzus persicae (green peach aphid) is the source of this 1370-nucleotide messenger RNA. RefSeq lists its product as uncharacterized. The transcript has 5 exons. NCBI's taxonomy places the organism in Eukaryota, Metazoa, Arthropoda, Insecta, Hemiptera, Aphididae. The annotation marks the transcript as partial. The record is from RefSeq and is a predicted model, not a curated record.